UAAAUGUAUCUCACUUUCUAGCCGUCCUUUGAAGUGUACACAUCAAAAUGGACGCCGAACUUCAAGAGCAGAUCAGAAUUCAAGUCUCGAAUAUUCUGACGGUAAACCAAAAUGACAUGAUGAACCAAAUGCGUUCGAUUAUAUCCAGUGAAAUGGGAAAGAUGCAUGUGCAACAACAACAGCUUGCAGAAACACAGGUUUCCAAGAUAGAAGCUACCUUGACGGAUGGACCCAAAUUCAAGAAACGAGGGAAUGAAGAGCAAUUUAAGCAAAACGUGAAGGUGCUCAGCAAAAUGAAAGAAGCAGACAGUAUAUUGGACAGUAACAAUCCAACGCCAGAUACCGUAUGCAAAGCCAAGGAGAAGUUAGCGGAAGGUAUUUCUUUAAUGAACUAUAGACAAAAGUUAAUACGUAUUGCUGAUUCAUCCAAGCUGGGCUGGCGAGUUGUAAAUGAAUAUGAAACCAACCCGCUUGCAGAUGAUUCUGAGGAUGAAAGGAAAUUGUACAAGGCUGAAAACAGAGCGGAAAGAAAGGUGAAAGCUGAUAAGACAAAGAAAGCUAGACGAGUGCAUCCCUACGUACAACCAGCAGAACAAGCAGUUACUAGUAUGACAAGAAAACCAGGCAGAUGUUUUAAUUGUGGUGUAAAAGGUCAUUGGAAACAGGAAUGUCCUGAGAAACAGCAAAGAAAAAAUGAUAAGAUAAGUAAUAUUAAUACUUUAUAUAGGAAUAAUAUAGAAGUACACGUAGAUGAUCUACGUACAAAGGUUGAUACAAUUAAAUCACCAGUUAAUAGUUUGAGAAAACACAUAAACAAAUGGAAAAUCAUUCAAGCAAGUGAUUACAUUUUAAAUGUUAUUGAAAAAGGGUAUAUGUUACCGUUAAAAACUUUACCUGAGAAUGUUUUAUUAGAUAAUAAUAGAUCAGCUAAAGAAAACAAAUCAUUUGUAACAGUUGAAAUCGAGAAAUUAGUAUCUAAAGGGUGUAUAUCAGAAGUAUUUGUACAGCCUAAGGUUGUUAAUCCAUUAACGGUUGCAGGUAACAAGUCAAAACUUAGAUUAGUGCUUGACUGUCGUCACAUCAAUCCACAUUUAUAUCAGUUUAGCUAUAAAUAUGAAGAUGCAACUGUUGCAAGAAAAUUGUUUUCUGAGGGUGAUUAUCUGUUUUCUUUUGAUUUGAAGUCAGCUUAUCAUCAUAUAUUGGUACAGCAGGAAGACAGAACAUAUUUGGGUUUUCAAUGGGAGUCUAAAUUUUACAUAUUUAAUGUUUUGUGUUUCGGUUUGGCUACAGCAGGUUUUAUAUUUUCAAAAGUCUUAAGAGAGCUUAUAAAGUAUUGGAGAUCUAACAGUAUUAGGAUCCUAAUGUAUCUUGAUGAUGGUUUAGGGGGUGCUGACACUUAUGAUGAAUGCACCAAAGUUAGCCAUUGA
Molecule: messenger RNA, 1427 nt
Organism: Mytilus trossulus (common blue mussel)
Lineage: Eukaryota; Metazoa; Mollusca; Bivalvia; Mytilida; Mytilidae
Exons: 1
Coding region: 48-1427 (459 amino acids)
Molecular function (GO): zinc ion binding; nucleic acid binding
Source: RefSeq, a predicted model, not a curated record